CCCGGGCCGCCGCCCGGCGCGGGGGCCAUGGCGUUCACCUUCGCCGCGUUCUGCUACAUGCUCACCCUGGUGCUGUGCGCCUCCCUCAUCUUCUUUGUCAUCUGGCACAUCAUAGCCUUUGACGAGCUGCGGACCGACUUCAAGAACCCCAUCGACCAGGGGAACCCAGCGCGGGCACGCGAGCGUUUAAAAAACAUCGAACGCAUCUGCUGCCUCCUGAGGAAGCUGGUGGUCCCGGAAUACUCCAUCCACGGCCUCUUCUGUCUGAUGUUUCUGUGCGCGGCAGAGUGGGUGACCCUGGGCCUCAACAUCCCACUCCUCUUCUACCACCUCUGGAGGUACUUCCACCGCCCGGCGGACGGCUCUGAGGUCAUGUAUGAUGCGGUCUCCAUCAUGAAUGCGGACAUCCUCAACUACUGCCAGAAGGAGUCCUGGUGCAAACUCGCCUUCUACCUGCUCUCCUUCUUCUAUUACCUGUACAGUAUGGUUUAUACGUUGGUGAGUUUCUAAGGGGGAAGCCGGCCAGGGAGCAAGCCCAGAAUGGACCGGACGCCUGUGCACCCCCAGCCCUACCCCUAGGCCGCAGAGGCCUCAUCCCUGGGGAGGGAGGGGGCACUGGUGCCCCCAGCCUCCUCUCCACCCCUCCAAACUGCUGCUGCGGGGACUUCCCGCCUUCAGAGCCCCCUCCCCUUGGACCAGGGCUGGGCAGAGCUCUAAAUGGGGCAGGGGCUCCUCUGCCAGCCUGUAGGCAUGGCAGUCAGUCUUGGAAGGGGCGGAACCUCCGGCCUUGUCCACUUCUGGGGGGGAACAUGGACCCUGCCAAAGGGCAGGGCUUGACCCUGGAAGUUCUGGGCCGCCCCCCUCCACCUCCACCCUGAGGCUCCCCCUGCAGGUGGGGGGGUACCCGCACCGGGAAUGAGCAGGCUCAGCAGGGGGGCAGUCCCACCCCUAGUCUGCCCUCUCCCCUCCCCCAGGCUCUCUCUCCAGACCUCCCCCUUCCCCAUCCCCACUCUCCCCAAUCCCAGCCUGUCCUGUCUCUUGGACCCAUUUUCUAUGUUGCCUGGAGGAGUCCGGCACCCCCUCCCCGGCCAUUUGUGAGAAAAUAUGAAUAAACUACUGCAAACA
Neogale vison (American mink) is the source of this 1125-nucleotide messenger RNA. It is a transcript of the gene CNIH2, whose product is annotated as cornichon family AMPA receptor auxiliary protein 2. Gene Ontology annotation, biological process: vesicle-mediated transport; regulation of AMPA receptor activity. The coding region runs from base 28 to 510 and encodes 160 amino acids. The transcript is spliced from 6 exons. NCBI's taxonomy places the organism in Eukaryota, Metazoa, Chordata, Mammalia, Carnivora, Mustelidae. Gene Ontology annotation, cellular component: dendrite; synapse. The record is from RefSeq and is a predicted model, not a curated record.